CAACGUUGUGAGUACCAGUGCUGCCCGCUUCAAUAUUUUUGCUGUUGUGAUACCCCCCGGUUAAUUUACAAGGAGGUUGAAGCGAACUAGAGAGAAGAGGAAGAUGUUGGUGGUGACGGAUCCGAUGCUGUGGCACAAGGUCGCCGCCGUCUCCGGGGUUGCCGCUUUGGGGCUCGGCACCUACGGCGCGCACAUGUUCCGCCCCAAGAACCCCACGUACAAAGAGGUUUGGCACACAGCAUCCCUGUACCAUCUCGUCCACACCGCGGUGCUGCUCGGGACGCCCAUCACCAAGCGCCCCGACGUUGUACCAGUGCUGCAUGCUUCAAUAUUUUUGCUGUUUGGAGGGCUCCUCACUGCUGGAAUCGUGCUCUUCUCUGGAACGUGCUACACCGUGGCUUAUCUUGAAGACAGGAAGUUUUCUUCACCGGCACCAUUGGGGGGCUUUGCGUUUAUUGCUGCUUGGGCUAGCCUCCUGUGUGUGUACUAUGUCUGGUAUGAUAUUUUGGUUGAGAACCUCAUGCGCACAAGGGGAUCAUGCAUGUCAUCCGGAAGAAGGAAGAUCCUAGAAGAUAUGUCUCUAAUCUAA
Molecule: messenger RNA, 589 nt
Organism: Zea mays
Lineage: Eukaryota; Viridiplantae; Streptophyta; Magnoliopsida; Poales; Poaceae
Product: transmembrane protein 256 homolog
Exons: 6
Coding region: 104-589 (161 amino acids)
Cellular component (GO): membrane
Source: RefSeq, a predicted model, not a curated record